AUGUUCUUUCUAUGUUUAUUACUUUCUAUUACCUGGGGGAAAAUAGUUCAAAAAUCAGAGUUGAAAAAAGAUAGUUGUGAUAGUAGAUCGCCGGUUGUGUUAAUUCCUGGAUUAAUGGCAUCCAUUAUUGAAGCAAAAAUAAAUGUUGCCGAUGAUUAUCAACCAUGGCCAAAAUCAGGGAAAUGUGAGAAAAAUAAAGAUUGGUUUAGGGCAUGGGUUAAUGUAGAUAUUACGGUUCCAUGGAAAAGUGAAUGUUAUAUCAAUUAUUUAAGUGGAAUAUGGAAUAAUCAAACUAACAAGUUAGAAACUAUCCCUGGCAUUGAUUUAAGAACACCAAAAUUUGGGUCAACUUAUGCAUGUGAUCAAUUAGACCCAGUGUUUUUAAUUGGUUCUUUUACUAAUUCAUUUCACAAAAUUAUUGAGCACUUGAAAAGUGUAGGAUAUAAAGAUCAAGUUGAUAUGUUGGAGCUAGUAUGA
Molecule: messenger RNA, 477 nt
Organism: Entamoeba dispar SAW760
Lineage: Eukaryota; Evosea; Mastigamoebida; Endamoebidae
Exons: 1
Coding region: 1-477 (158 amino acids)
Biological process (GO): lipid metabolic process
Source: RefSeq, a predicted model, not a curated record